This is a messenger RNA of Mya arenaria, 7512 nucleotides long. RefSeq names its product MORC family CW-type zinc finger protein 3-like. NCBI's taxonomy places the organism in Eukaryota, Metazoa, Mollusca, Bivalvia, Myida, Myidae. Gene Ontology annotation, cellular component: nucleus. The record is from RefSeq and is a predicted model, not a curated record. The transcript is spliced from 18 exons. The coding region runs from base 15 to 2750 and encodes 911 amino acids. Gene Ontology annotation, molecular function: ATP hydrolysis activity; zinc ion binding.
GUCAAAAUGCGAAAAUGGCGAAUGAAUUCAUCAAAACAUCGCGGGUGUCACCUGCAUUCUUGCAUGGAAACAGCACCAGUCAUACGUGGCCAUUCUCAGCUGUGGCAGAAAUAAUUGACAAUGCAUAUGAUCCUGAUGUGAGUGCCUCCGAGAUCUGGAUCGACAAGCGGGUGGUCGGGGCGACUGAAUGUCUUACCUUUGUGGAUAAUGGGAACGGCAUGAGCCAGGAGAAGUUGCAUAAGAUGCUCAGCUUUGGUUACUGCGAGAAGGUUCAAGUGGGCAAGGUCAGCCCUAUCGGUUACUAUGGUAAUGGUUUCAAGUCUGGAUCCAUGCGGCUUGGUACUGAUGCGCUCGUGUUCACACGGUGUAUGGGGUCGACCAGUGUGGGAUUUCUGUCACAGACGUACCUCAAGGCCAUCGGAGCUGACUCAGUGUUGGUUCCCAUAGUAACGUGGAACAUAAGUGGGGCAAACCAGUUAAUCCGCAAGCGUAGCCCGGAAAGUGACACGAACCUAAAGGCCAUCCUCUCCUACUCAGUUUUCAAAACAGAGAAAGAGAUCCUGUAUGAGCUGAGGGCUCUCGAAAAAAUGAGAACAGGAACAAACAUCAUCAUCUUCAACUUGAAGAAAGACAGGUCAGGUAACUUGGAGCUGGACUUCAGCUCUGACAAGAAUGACAUCCGGAACCCCGAGACACCACUCAUAGAUCUCACCACAAUCAACCGACCUGUCUACAACGAGUCACCGGAGUACAGACGCUCACUCAGGGAUUACUGCAGUAUACUGUACUUGAAGCCGCGUAUGAAGAUCGUGCUACGAGGAAACAAGGUUCACACAAAACUAAUCAGUAAAUGUCUGUCACAAACAGAGAGGGAUGUCUACAAACCCACAUGGCUUGACAAACCUAUAAAGCUGAUAUUUGGGUUUACAAACAACAAAGAGCCAGAUUCCUACGGCCUCAUGAUGUACCAUAAGAACAGGCUAAUCAGGGCUUAUGAGAAAGUCGGCUGUCAAAAACAGGCAAAUACCCAUGGUGUUGGGGUGCUAGGUGUGGUGGAGGUCAACUUUUUGGAGCCAAUCCACAACAAACAGGAGUUUAACCGCACAGACAAGUACCUGGCGUUCAUGCAGAAUGCCGGUGGCAAGUUAAAUGAUUACUUCUUUGAAAAGACCAAUUCUCAGAACCCAAGUGCUUCACAGCCUGCGUCCUCUCAACUUCCAGACUGGACGUGGGCACAGUGUGAUAAUUGUCUGAGCUGGAGGAGACUUCCUGCUGGGAUCUCUGCAGAUUCACUGCCUGACAAGUGGUUCUGCAAAGAUAACCCUGACGCCACCUUUAAUCGUUGCGACAUACAGGAAGAGCCGGAGGACGAUGACGCGGCACUUAUACCAACUUACACAAAGACAUAUAAGAAAACCAUUAGAGAGAAAGAAAAACAAGCCAAACAAGAAGAGGCACGUAAGUUGAAGCAGAAGGAAGAAGCCCUUGCAAAGAAAGAGGCAUUGUUAAAGAAGAAAGCUGAUGAGAUCUCAAGACAGCAGGAGGAACUGGAGGUGUCCUCCAGCCAGGACCCAAAGGAACAUAAACCAACAGUUGCCGAUCUGGAAAAGGCACGCAAGAAAAUGCAGGCAUGCCAGGAGAAAAUUAGCCUUCAGGAGAAAACCAUCCUACAGUUGGAGAAACAGAAACAGGCCAUUGAGGAGAAGUCCACGGCCAUGCUCCGGAUGGCUCGGUCACUAGAGAUCACAAACUCCCAGAGUAAAACCCUGGUUGAGAAAGUGCAAAAUCUGGCCGGCCAGAGCAGCUCAGCAGUUAGCAGCAGCAGUACAUCAAAACCUGUGAAAAGGAAAAGUGAUGAUGAGGAUGGAAGCAAUGAGAGGUGCACGAAAAUAAAGACUGAGGAUGGAGGCUUCAUAACCGUUCCAAAUGCAGGGGGUGAUGCUGGACUUAUAGACCUUACAAUGGAAGAAGAGAAUCUAGAGGAAACUGGAGCAACUACAAAAACUCCUGGGAAAACAAAGCUUUCCGCACCUCAUCCUAAAAAUGGUAAUAAAAGUGUGAACAAGGAAAUGGGUACAGCUGGUGAUGCCGAUACUGAAGACUCAUCUAACAAAUUAGUUGAAAGUGAUAAGACAUUAAAGAAAACUUCAGAAACUAAGACGGACAAGAAUUUUGAUAAAGAGAACAAGAAAGAUUCUGCCAAUGAGACUGAAGGGACUCCUGUGGAGGCGGAUGGUGAUGGAUACAUGGAGAUGAAUGAUGAUGAUGUCAAACCUGAUAAAGAAAAACUAGAUAAAACAGUCUGCAAAGAUGAGGAAAACGUUUCCAAAGCUAAGGAAGAGGUUGACAUGAAGGAAAGGAAUGUUGAGGUUAUGGUGAAGAAGGGUGAAGUUAAGAAAGAGUUUAAGAGUGCACAUGUACAGACUGUCCCAGUUAUUUCAAAGUUGGCUAGUCCGGAAGAAGUGGAUUUACUUAGCUUGAGUGCGGUGGAACAAAAACAGAUGUUGCUUGUUAAAGCAAGAGAACUGUCGGAAACAAAGAAAAGCCUUACAAGUUUGCAGUCAAACAUUUGGAAGCUUCUGAAAAUUAUUGUCAGUGACUUUGAUUAUGGUGAUCCGGAAAAUAUUGAGCAAGUUAUUGUGGACUUUAUUCGAGUGAACGGUGAGGAAGGUGCUUCAGAGGAAAGUGAUGAAAAACCAGACAUUAAUAAAGAUGGAAACAGAAAAGAAUCAACAUCUGCUGCUGAAUAAUUCUUUGGCUGAAUAACAAUGUUGUAUAUGAUCAGUAUUCGUGCUCUAUCUUGAAUUUAAAUGUAUUCCAUCCACAUUUUUGAGGGCAAGGUAAAGCCUUAAAAAAACAUUUCUUUUGGGUCGGGUUACAUGAGACUACUGUCUUAAUAGGCGCCAACCCUACCGUUUUCAUAGUCUGUUGUUUAUUUUUUUGAGUGAGUGUGUUUUAAUGUUGAAGCUUACUGUUUUUGUUAAAAGGAUGUAACCCUAACUAAAAGUCUUUUGUUUUUAGGCAAAACAUACAAUGUAUUCUCAUUGUGUCAUACAAGGUCAUACAGUCAACAAGACCAUAUAAAACAUUGCUAAAUGGAGUCUUUAUUGCAUGUACCACCUGUUGCCGCAUUUAACAGUUUCGCCUCGAUAAUUCGGCUGCCUAUUCAAAGCAGUGAUCCUUUCGCCUCGAUAAUUCGGCUGCCUAUUCAAAGCAGUGGGAUCAUGAUUCAAACUGUCUGAGAGUGGACAAUCUAUGUAGCCAUAUUCUUGUUAAAUCAAGCUUAAAACCGUAUGCCAGAAAAGGUCUAUAAGGGUAAUGCACCUUUUUGAGGAGUUAAACGUCUGUGUGGUGAUGGAUGGAAUAAUGAAAAAAACUGUUAAUUACACCAUUGAUAUCUUGUUAUUGAUAAUACUGUAAAAGUAUUAAGUUUAUGUAUUAAAUUUGUAAAUAUACAUGUAUGUAAAAUUUCAAGAGCCACAGAGCUUAUUAGCCAAAUUGUUGCUGCAACUAUAAUAUACAUGUCUUAUAGCAAGACUUACUUUAAAAAAUAUAUGAAUUAUAUCUAUUGUUUGUAGCACUACAUAUCUAAAAGUUCCAUAAUAACCAAUAAUGACCUUUUUGCAUGACAGUUUGAUGUUUGGACAAAAAAUAUCAGUCCCCAAUAAAUAUGACAUUGUUUGUUCAGUUUAUCAUUGUUUAGCUGUCGGAUAGAAAUUUAAAUAUGGUAUGCCAUUUUAAUUGUGUUCAAUAUCAUUAUCAAAUAUUUGUUAUUGUUUAUUUCUUUGGGUGUUAAUUAGGUGCCUCCAGGUACAUUUAAAAAAAUCAUAUUACAAUUUUAAAGGUGCCUGUUUCCAGUUAUUUUAUAAGGUUUCUUUCUUACUGCAAUUAUUUCAGCAUGUCUGCGUCUGUUAAGAAAUUAAAGUUUGCCAUGUACAUACAGAACUGAUUUUUGAAUGUAAUCACAUGUAAGAUUUGUUGUCAAGAUGAAACUGAGGUCUUAAACAGGAUUGCUCUCUUGCCAACCAUUUGACUGACCCGAGAAUUCCUCGUAUCUAUUCCCUUCUGUAUAUUAUUCAAGUCUGUGAUGUGUAUAUUUUGAAUUUUUACGUUCUUUCUUUUUUGCUUCUUUCUUUUUUAUUGUUUUGUCUUACUUUGUACAGCAUGCUAAUAUAAUAGUCUGAGCUCCAGAUUAGGUGCGCAUUUGCAUGAAUAUGCGUUGAUAAAAUUCAAAACACAAUGGAUAUUGAAUAUUUGUAUAACAAAACCGGACUGGGUUCAGUGAAAACGCCCCUCUAAUCGAAUGGCAUAGUUAAACAACAAUAGGUUCUGUACCUGCAGUGCUGUGAAUUAAUGGUGUUGGCAUUUAACCAGGCACUGGAACUUCUAACUUUAUAUAUAUAUAUAUAUAUAUAUAGGAUGGUAAAAAUAUACUUACGUUUUUGGUUGUAUUGGUCCAGCAAAUAAGUACAGUAUACAAGUACAGUAUGAAAAAUUACGAACUAAAGUCGUGAUAGAUCAAAAAGUAUGUAACAUAUUUCUUGGGAAAUUGAAAUUGAAUCUGUUCAAGACUCUGCUUUUUAAUAUCAUUCUUUAUAGUUUCACCUUACAAUCAAAUUCCUGGUUUCACUAUGUUUGUGCUAAAUUCUAAGUAUAGGCAAAAUUAAGAGCAGCACCAACCACAAAUCAUUGAAUAAUAGUUAGAUUUUGUUAAGCUGUUAAAAGAUUUUAAGAUGUUUUAGUAGAUAUACCUUAACAAAAACAGUUUAAUUUGUGUUAUUAUUGCUGUGUCUAUGAAGUUAAAGCUGCACUCUCACAGAUUGACAGUCUAGACUUUUUUUAUUUGUUUAUAUCAGAAUCAGCUGAUUUUGGUAUCGAUGCCUACAAUUCAUUCAUUUAAGAUAACUCACAAAAGAACGGAUCUCAAUCGUUUGGAAAGUUGCCAUAAUACUCAUUUUUCUUAAAUUGUUACCAACGCUUUUAGCCAUAAAACAUCAAUUUUUUAAGCGUAAAUAUGAAAAAUUUGCGAUCUGAUCUUUUGUCAGCAGUCAUAAAUCACUGUUUUCCAGACAUUUGUGAAAAAAGUGAAAAAAUUGGCUCAUUCUAAAAAAGAAAAAAAGGUGUAUCUGUGAGAGUGCAACUUUUAGAAAAUGGAAUACUUAAGUUUAUUAUAUGUUUAGCAAUUAUCUUUCUUUGAAAUGAUCAUCAUGAAGUUAAUAUUGUUGUACAGUUAAGAAAAAUAUUAAUGGUUAUGACAAUUAGCUUCUAAAUGUAUUCUAUUUAUAUCUGCCUGUCACAUUAUGGUACUGCCAUCGUUGUUUAAAACUAAAGUAUAUGUAGAAAAAACAAUUACGGGUAUAGCUUGUGAUCAUUGUAAAUUUGUCAUUUGAUCCUUUUAAAGAGACUUUGGUCCUGUGUGACAGUCAUUAGCAUUACUGUUUGAGGUUUGUUUUAUUUAAUUGUUUUUUAGGGUGAGACUUGGUUUAGUGUCCGGCUUUUACCCAAAUGUCUUGGGUCUUAGCCCGACCAAAGGAACAAAUACCUCCAAAAAGGGACUAGACACCAGAAGAUACCAUUGCAAUAAAAAAAGGGAAAAUUUAAAAAAUGUAAAAAACUUGCAUAAAAUUGAUAUUGUUGUGUAACACAUUGAAUCUUACAUACUGAUGUAUGCAUCACUUAUGACACAUGUAUCUUAUGCAGUUGUUGUGUAUUUGUCCAAUUUGAAUAUUUACUGGGUUUAUCUACCACAUGCUAUAUACAUAUAUACACACUAUAAGCUGAGAAACCAUUCUGAAUUUCUCACAAUGAUCAUGAAUCACCUCUCAUAUCAAUCAUGAUCUACAUUAAACACUGUUCAUUUGUUUUUCAUUCAAGAUUAACUAUUUUUGGAAAAUUUCACCUCUGCAUAAAACCAUAUUGCACUUAACUGCCUGUUAUAUAAUGUUCAUGUGUGUAACAUGUACACCACAUUUCGUUCUAGUAACCCUGACCGUAUUCCUGUAUUCCAUGUCAGAUGUUUGCACUAUGUGCAAUCAUGGAUUAUGAAUGCUGCUGUGUUAUUACAGGCUGAUCUUAGUUAAUUUUAUGUUUGUCAUUCGCACAGUACCAAGUGUUUACCUUCGUUUGAGAUAAAGUUGAAGGUCUUAUAGUUUGUGUUUAGUUCAUUGCGUUUAUUGUUUACAUCAAAGACUACUGUAUGAUACAAGUAAUCAUAAUUCAUUGUUUGAUGACAUAUGUUAAAUAUUGUUUAACUCAUACACUUUAGUACAGGUAAUUCUUGUUUGUGUUUCUUCAGUGGCUGGUUUUUCAGGAAAAAGAAACAAGAAAAUAUUGCACUCCAAACUGAAAUCCUACCGGUAAUAUCGAAUGAGACACAUCUGGGGUUCUAAAGAUGGGUGUUAAUCGUGAAUUUAAGAUCGAGACAUUUUAUAUUCAGACUAAUAUACAGUUGUAAAGAUUUAUCUUGAAAUUAAUCUGAAUAGCAUUGGAAACGAUUUCAAAGGGAUCUAUGCUCCUUUACCCUGCUUUGGGUAUCUGACUGAAUUGUUAUUGAUAGUGUCUACAGUGCUUCUAACACCUAAUAAUUGUCGCUUUGGGCAUGAAACCCUUAUAUCCAUAAUUCAAACAGACCCCAGGCUAUUUUGCAGGAUUGACAAUUAUUAGGUGUUAGAAUCACUGUAGACACUUUCAAUAACAAUCCAGUCAGAUACCCAAAAGUUAUUGUUAAUUCUGUUAAAUGAUUAUAACAAAGGUUCAAACCCCACCAAUGGUACCUUAUUUUGGCCUCUCAAAAUGGACGCCAGUACUGGUUUUGCCCAGGAAAAGGUUCAAUACCCAUCAGGGUACCUUCAAAUGGCCUCUCAAAAUGGACACCAGUUCUUGUUUCUGCCCAGGAAAAGGUUCAAUACCCAUCAGGGUACCUUCAAAUGGCCUCUUAAAAUGGACACCAGUUCUGGUUUCUGUCCAGGAAAAGGUUCAAUACCCAUCAGGGUACCUUCAAAUGGCCUCUCAAAAUAGACGCCAGUACUGGUUUCGCCCAGGAAACGGACUCUAUCGGCUGUCUGCUUUCAUCUCAAUCAAGCUAAAAGAAAUUAGUGUUAACUAAAACUAAAGAACACAAAUGGGACCAGAAUGCAUAACAUGGUAAUUAAGUAUUGUUGGCCUUAUCAUGUACUGAGCACUAGGUCAUCUUGCUGAAAUCGUGUAAAUAUUAUUCACUGUACUGCUAUUGUUUUCAUUUGAUUAUCCAUAUUGUACUCGGAGGUAACACAGCCUUGUUUGUAACCCAUUUAUAAGAAAGCGAUCAAAGAUCAUCGGCUAGACAUUUCGACUUUGGAUCAUUAGACAUCCCCCCCCGUUUGUUUUUGUAUUUAUAUGUAUAAUAUUUUGUCUGAUUUUAUAGCAUGACAUUUGAAUCACACAUGUAUAUAGUUCUCGUUUGUGUAUCCAAUUAUGACUGUAUUCAUAGUUACAACUCAUAAUAAUUGUUAGUUUAUUAAAAUGUGAACACCU